UUUAGGCUCUGGUCCGUAAGGGCGUGGGUUCAAAUCCCACAGCUGUCAAAUCUUCUUUGUCUUUUUUUUUUUUUUUCUUUUUUCCUUAGCUUUAAUUUACUUCGCCGGAGAAUUUCGAAGCUCAGCUGAAGAAUCAAUCAAUGGCGAGAACUCUAAAGAACCGAUUUGAAUCUCGCUUUUUGAUUCGUUUCCUUGAAUCUCCGAAUCUGUUCGCUUCCUGCUUCACGAAUUCGAGAUCUCUUCAAACCCUAGCCUACGAAGAAGUCCGAUCCUCCGGCGACCGGAAGAAUGAAUCUACAGCUCUCAUCCUUCACGGCCUCCUCGGCUCGGGAAGAAACUGGAGAUCGUUUUCUCGUUCCCUCGCAUCGUCUCUCUCCGUCUCCUCUGCUUCUGAUUGGAAGAUGGUACUGGUUGAUCUGAGGAACCAUGGGAGAUCUGCGGAGGUGGAAGGGCUUAACCCGCCACAUAGUCUUGUGAAUUCAGCUAAAGAUUUAGCUGAUUUGGUGAAAUCAAGUGGUUGGAAAUGGCCUGAUGUGGUGAUUGGUCAUUCUUUGGGAGGUAAAGUGGCUUUGCAGUUCAUGGAGAGUUGUGCUCGUGGUGAUUAUGGUGAAUCAGCUUCUCCUCCUAAACAGCUAUGGGUGCUAGACUCUGUACCUGGGGAAGUCAAGGCAGAGAAAAGUGAUGGUGAAGUAGAGAAAGUUCUGAAGACACUGCAGAGUUUACCUUCACCAAUCCCUUCCCGCAAGUGGCUGGUGGAUCAUAUGAUCGAACAUGGGUUUACAAGAUCGUUAUCCGAGUGGAUUGGCAGCAAUCUCAAGAGAUCCGGAGACUCAGAGACAUGGGCCUUUAACCUUGAUGGAGCUGUCCAAAUGUUCAACUCUUACAGGGAGACUUCAUACUGGUCUUUGCUAGAGAACCCGCCAAAAGAGACAGAGAUAUCUUUUGUGAUCGCAGAAAAGAGUGACCGAUGGGACCAGGAUACAACUCAGCGGCUUGAAACAAUUGCUAACCAGAGACAGAAUGUCUCAGAAGGGAAGGUUGCAACUCAUCUUCUUCGUAACUCCGGCCACUGGGUACACACAGACAAUCCAAAGGGAUUACUGGAGAUAAUGAGUUCCAACUUCUUGUCCACACACAAGUAGACGUUACAAGAAUUGCAUCAGUCUUUGAUUAGUUUAUCUAUCUCUUGCUCUGUAUUCAUAUUUUCAUAUGCAGAAAUAGCAAAAAUCAAUUGCGACUUGUUUCCCGUUUGCGUUCA
Molecule: messenger RNA, 1258 nt
Organism: Camelina sativa (false flax)
Lineage: Eukaryota; Viridiplantae; Streptophyta; Magnoliopsida; Brassicales; Brassicaceae
Source: RefSeq, a predicted model, not a curated record